This is a messenger RNA of Ostreobium quekettii, 1263 nucleotides long. The record is from the annotation of a GenBank genome assembly. NCBI's taxonomy places the organism in Eukaryota, Viridiplantae, Chlorophyta, Ulvophyceae, Bryopsidales, Ostreobiaceae.
AUGUUGAUACCAGGCAUGCACAGCGCAGUGCAAGGGGAGGUCACAGGGGAUGCAGUGACCUCCGAGCCCACCAAGCCCACCACGACCACAGCAGCGUGGGGGGCCCUGUGUGAAGAUGUGAUCCAGAUGGUCUACACCACGUGCUUCUCUGACAGCCCAGACUCCAGGCGCGCCAUGCGGCUGGUGUGCAAGCACUGGUCGGAGGCCGCACGGCACGGCAUCAACUCCCUCACCCUCCGUCCACUGUCAAACCUACGGGUUAGCCAGCUCCUUGAUGUGGUGCUCGACUCGUUCCCGGCGGUCACAUCCCUGGACCUGUCGAGGCUGUGGUACUCGCUGCAAGACAGCCAGCUCGCCUGCCUGUCCAGCCUGCACCAUCUCACCAACCUAAACCUCGACUCCUGCAUCAGAAUAGGAGACGAGGGCCUGUCCCACCUGUCCUGCCACACCUCCCUCUCCUCCCUGGGACUGAAGCUCUGCGUGGGGGUGUCAGAGGUGGGGCUGCAGGUGUUUGACAGCUUCCCCAACCUGGCUUCAGUGAGGCUCACCGGAUGCGGGCUGGUGGACGAUGGGGCGCUGCGCUGGCUGUCCAGAUACACCAGCCUGCGGUCCUUGGGCAUACUGGCGUGCCAGAGGGUGACCGAGGUCCCAGCCUUCAGGGGGGUGACCUUCCUGGAGUUUGGCAACUCGGAGCUGGGCGCGAGGGGCCUCAGGGACCUGCCGCGUUUCCCGUGCCUGCGCCACCUCAAGGUGCAGCACCUGCGCUACUGCAGCAUCGACGCCGUGAUCGAGGUGGUGGCAAGGGUGACGUCGCUUACGCGCCUGAGCCUGAGUUACAUCGAUGUGCGGGGCGGCCUGAGGCACCUGACGUCCCUUGAGGGGCUGAGCCACCUGGACCUGAGCUGGGCGGGGGUGGGCGGCAGCGAGUGGCAGGCCCUGACGGCCUUCCCGGCGGUGAGGCGGCUCACGCUGGAGGGCUGUGACCUCGUGGACGACGACUUUCGGAACGUGGGCCGCUUCGCCACCAACCUGGAGUACCUGCGCCUGUCGGGGCUGCAGACGUCGAGGGGCCGGGUGACCAGGGAGGGGCUACAGUCCCUGCGGGCCGCCAUGAAGUCCCCCAUGUUCGUCCUGGACGCGGCGCUGUAUCGGGACUAUGUCACCCGCAGCACGGAGUCCACUUCGGCGGGCCAGGAUCAGGACCAGCCUUUGAUCGAGGGCCUUGUGGGGAACGAGGUUGAGGAUGGGCCCGCAGGCGCCUGA